CUCAUGAAAAGCUGAUGCAAUAUCACUAGAGUGGCUAGAUUUAUUUCUCCUAAAAGGCUGUUUAAUCGCCAUUGUUUCAGUUAGCAAAUUACAUCUGUGUGGUAUAAAUUGCCAGAGCUAGCCAUGGCGGAAGAAGACGCGAUCUUUGACCCUUCUUUGAUGAAGAAAAAGAAAAAGAAGAAGACCCCGUUCGAUCUGGAUGCCGCGAUGGCAGCGACAGAAGGUUCGGCCGAGGUCGAACCCGUGGCCACUGAAGCCAAACCGGCCGGCGAUGAAGAAGACGAUCUCGAUCUGGAGAACUUUAACAAAAAGAAAAAGAAGAAGAAGAAGCCGUUCAAUCUGGACGACUUGGAAGGUUCGCUACCGUCGGGAUCGGCUGAUGCCGAUGCCGAGGGAAAGGAGAACCGCGAAGAUGGUGAAGGCGCCGGCGCCGACGAUGGACUAGACGAAGAUUUUAAGAUGGACUUUAGCAUGAAGAAAAAAAAGAAGAAGAAGAAGGAUCUUACGGAACUCAUGGAGGCAGAAUUGGCGGACGGCCAGGACGGACAGGACGAUGAUAAGGAUAAUGAUUUUACAUGCCUUACCGACAAUGAUGGAGCCGUCAUCGAACAUGUGGAUGAAAAUGCUUCUACAUGGGCCGGUUCCGAUCGCGAUUACACCUAUGACGAACUGCUGAACCGUGUGUUUGAGAUCAUUCUCGACAAGAACCCGGAAAUGGCCGGUGGUCGCAAGCCGAAGUUUGUGAUGCGACCACCGCAAGUUCUGCGGGUUGGCACCAAGAAAACAUCGUUUGCCAACUUUACGGAAAUCUGCAAAACGCUGCAUCGACUCCAGAAGCAUUUGUUGGACUUUCUGCUUGCCGAACUGGGCACCAGCGGGUCUGUCGACGGAAACAAUCAGCUCAUCAUCAAGGGUCGCUUCCAGCCGAAACAGAUUGAAAACGUGCUGCGAAGAUACAUCAAGGAGUACGUCACCUGCCACACCUGCCGCUCGCCCGACACCAUCCUGCAGAAGGAUACGCGACUGUUCUUCCUCCAGUGCGAAUCGUGCGGUUCGCGUUGCUCGGUCGCUAGUAUUAAAUCCGGUUUCCAGGCCGUCACCAGCAAACGUGCCGCGAUGCGUGCCAAGACCGCCUAACGUGGCACAUCAGACGCACUGGAUGGGCGGUGGUGUUCAUAUGUUGCAAAUGACUGUGGUGGCUGUUUCAUUCUGUUUGUUUUUAGCUACAUAUUUGUUUUUCUCGUCCAAGCCUCAAGCGACGGAAUUGAAACACAGCGCCUUGCGGGCUUCACUCUAUCCAAUCUUACCAUCGGCUUGUCGAUGGCGGAUUACUGUCCUAUGUUUUCGGUUAUUUAGUAAUCAAAGUUCGAUUAGGUUUAGGGAGCAGUUUAUAUCGCUUGGUUUAAGAAUGGCGCAAUCAAUACAAGAUAGUAACAAUAAUGAAUAUUCCCUACGAUCAGGCUCUUAUAUUCGGAUAAACAGAUAA
Molecule: messenger RNA, 1486 nt
Organism: Anopheles cruzii
Lineage: Eukaryota; Metazoa; Arthropoda; Insecta; Diptera; Culicidae
Gene: eIF2beta
Product: eukaryotic translation initiation factor 2 subunit 2
Exons: 4
Coding region: 124-1137 (337 amino acids)
Biological process (GO): translational initiation; formation of cytoplasmic translation initiation complex; formation of translation preinitiation complex
Cellular component (GO): eukaryotic translation initiation factor 2 complex
Molecular function (GO): translation initiation factor binding; mRNA binding; translation initiation factor activity
Source: RefSeq, a predicted model, not a curated record